UCCACAGGUUAUCAGAAUGUUAUCUUUGAUUCCUUCCCAGCUAUAGUUAGAUAGCUACCAAGUCCAAGGUCAGGAUACAGUAUCUUGUUUUACUGUAUACUCUGUAGUUAUCUUUCAGUGUCAGAACUGCAGCUUGUGGGUUAACAGACAAAAUGGGUAUUUUUUCACUACCCGUUUUGGCAUUGGUAGCCAUUGUGGGUGUGGCGAUCAAGGCAGUCCUGUAUUUCCUUGCAAAAUCUCCAUCUGAGAAUCCAUUCAAGCAACCUAUACAGACACCAGUAAAGCCAAAAGUGACGGACCAGAAAAAUCGAGAUGCCGUCCUCAAGCAAGGCUUUAGUGUGGACAAAGUGCCAGCAGACUUAGAUGCCAUAGUUGUGGGCAGUGGCAUUGGAGGCAUGUCAACAGCAGCUAUUAUGGCCAAAGCAGGAAAGCGAGUGUUGGUUUUGGAGCAGCACGACCAGGCUGGAGGUUGUUGUCACACCUUCAUUGACAAGAACUAUGAAUUUGAUGUAGGUAUCCACUACAUCGGUGAAAUGCAAUAUCAGUCCAUUAGUAAGACUUACCUCGACCAAAUCACAGAUGGACAAGUGGAAUGGGAACCUCUAGAUGAAACCUAUGACGAAGUCAUUUUCGCCGAACCAGAAAAGCCAAUUCGCAAAUAUCCAGUACGAAGUGGCAAAGGGAACUGGGCCUCUGACCUCAAAAAGCUCUUCCCAUCAGAGGAGGCCAAUAUUGAUAAAUUCUUUGCCUUGUUGGAAGAAAUCCAAGAAGGCAAUUCCAAAUCAAUUUUAGUGAAGGUGCUUCCACUCUGGCUUGUGUGGUUUCUAAAUACUACAGGCCUUCUUGGUUACGUCACUGAUUUCUAUGACUGGAAUGCUAAAUCUUGUAAGGAGGUCGUGUAUGGAAUAACAGAAAACCAGGAGCUCCGAGACAUUUUUUGCUAUUGCUUUGGAGAUUUUGGUACCCCUCCAAGCAAAGCAGGCUUCCCAAUGCAAACUCUGCUCCAUACCCACUUUCAGAAAGGUGCUGCAUAUCCCAUUGGAGGAGCAUCAGAGAUUGCUUUUAACAUUAUUCCAGUUAUUGAGGCUGCAGGAGGCAGAGUACUUGUGCGAGCUGAAGUCACGCAAAUACUUCUGAAUUAUAAAGGGGCAGUGUGUGGUGUUCAGGUGAAAAAAGGAAAAGACAUUUAUAAUAUUCAGGCUCCAGUGGUGAUAUCAGCAGCAGGACUCUACAACACAUAUGAGCGUCUGUUGCCUUUGCACAUAGCUUCAUCAUCAAGGAUAUGGCCAAUAUUGCAGGACCUCGAACAUGGGCCAGGAGCUAUGUCUGUUUUUGUGGGCCUGGACUGCUCUGCUGAAGAACUUGACAUCAUUCACAAAAAGAAUGCUUGGGUGUUCACUGGCAAUGAUUUAGAUAAGGUACUUGCUUGCUGUUUGCAUAUAUAUAUAAUGUUGGUAAUUUUAGAAUUUUACUGAGACUGUAUU
This is a messenger RNA of Penaeus monodon (black tiger shrimp), 1484 nucleotides long. RefSeq names its product all-trans-retinol 13,14-reductase-like. NCBI's taxonomy places the organism in Eukaryota, Metazoa, Arthropoda, Malacostraca, Decapoda, Penaeidae. The record is from RefSeq and is a predicted model, not a curated record. Bases 153 to 1475 code for a protein of 440 amino acids. The transcript is spliced from 10 exons.